AUGACAACACGCAGGCUUCUGUCCAUAACUCUGCUAGGCCUGCUGCUGUGGGCCUCUUGCGUCCAGGCCGACGACACAGACAGCAACGCCGACAAACAGACUGGAACACAAGAAGAGGCAUCAACAGAAGAAACUCUGGGGGAGACAGAAAAAGUGGAGGAGGAAACCAAAGAGGCACCAAAGAAAGAGAAAACAACAGAGAUAGAGGAGGAGAAAGAUGUGAUGGUUCUCCACAUCAACAACUUUGCCAGGGCUCUCAGCGAAAAUCAGCAUUUACUUGUUGAAUUCUAUGCUCCCUGGUGUGGCCACUGUAAACAGCUGGAGCCACUUUAUGCAGAGGCUGCUGGGAAGCUGAAGACUGAGGAACCAGCGAUGCGUUUGGCCAAAGUGGACGCCACAGAGGAGAAGGAGCUGGCUGAGGAGUUUGACAUCGAUGGCUUCCCCACUCUGAAACUGUUCGUCAACGGAGACCGCAAGGAGCCUGUUGACUUCACUGGUAAGAGGUCAGUAGAGGGAAUAAUCCAGUGGAUGAAGCGCCGAACAGGCCCUGGCACCCCUGUGCUCGACUCGACAGACUCUGCAGCUCAGUUCAUCGAUUCCCAUAACAUCACUGUUGUAGGAUUCUUUGAUGAUCUGGAAAGUGAAGCAGCCAAGUUGUUCAAAGAAGCUGCUUUGGAUAUGACCGACACUGAGUUUGCUGUGUCAGCGAGUCCUGAGGUUUUCCACAAGUAUGAAGUCAAAGCCAACUCAGUGGUGCUCUUCAAAAAGUUUGAUGAUGGCAGAGCAGACUUUGCAUUGUCAGAAGAAGGGAAGCUGGACAAAAAUAACCUGACCACCUUCAUCAAGGAAAAUAGCCUGGAGCUGAUCGUCCCAUUCAGCCAGCAGACUGCAGAUAAGAUAUUCACCUCUAGCAUCCUCCUGCACAGCCUGCUGUUCAUCAACUCCUCUGUGGAGAGUCAGACAGCCCUGGUGGACGAAUCCAGGGCUGUUGCCAAAAAGUUCAAGGGCAAGAUGCUGUUCAUUGUGAUCGAUGUGACAGAAGCCCUCUCUCAUGUGCUGAAAUACUUUGCCGUGUCCGCGAAUGACGCUCCCACUGCACGCAUCAUCAACAUGGAGACGGGAAAGAAGUUCACCAUCACUGCCGGGGAUCUCACAGCAAAUUCACUGAGCAAGCUGUGCCAGGAAGUUGUGGAUGGCACUGCCAAGCCCUACUAUCGGUCUGAGGAGAUCCCAGAGGAUUGGGAUAAAGGACCAGUCAAAGUCCUGGUGGGGAAAAACUUUGAGUCUGUUGCUCUGGACCCAACCAAAAACGUCUUUGUAGAGUUCUAUGCACCAUGGUGUGGACACUGUAAGGAACUGACUCCCAUCUGGGAUCAGCUGGGUGAAAAGUAUGCGGACAACGAUGACAUCAUCAUAGCCAAGAUGGACGCCACAGCCAACGAGGUGGAGUCUGUUGUCAUUGAAGGAUUCCCAACACUCAAAUACUUCCCAGCUGGUGGCAAAGAGGUGGUCGACUACACUGGAAAAAGGGAUCUGGAGACCAUGUCGAAGUUCUUGGAUGAUGGAGGAGUGUUGUCUGAGGGGGUUACUGAUGAAGAGGAACAUGAGGAUGAUGAGGAUGAUGAGGAUGAUGAGAUGAGAAGAUGAGAAAGGUGACGACGCGGAUGAUGAUAGCAAGGAGACUGAUGAGUCCGCAGAGGAACUGACCAACACAACAUCUAAAGAUGAGCUGUGAUGUCAUUUUGGUUUCCAGCCAAUCAGGAUCAACAUAGAAUCUUCCAAUUUUUCUUAAUAAAAUUAAUUUG
Molecule: messenger RNA, 1805 nt
Organism: Micropterus dolomieu (smallmouth bass)
Lineage: Eukaryota; Metazoa; Chordata; Actinopteri; Centrarchiformes; Centrarchidae
Gene: pdia2
Product: protein disulfide isomerase family A, member 2
Exons: 11
Coding region: 1-1647 (548 amino acids)
Biological process (GO): response to endoplasmic reticulum stress; protein folding
Cellular component (GO): endoplasmic reticulum
Molecular function (GO): protein disulfide isomerase activity
Source: RefSeq, a predicted model, not a curated record